AUGUCUGCAAAAGAAGCCGAAGAGAAAACGAAGGUCACAACUACAGAAAAAGAUGAUGAUAUUCCAAAACUUCAGUCAACAACUAUGGUGAAAACCAACGACGAAAAUAAAGAUGAGAAGAAGAAAGAAGGCGAACAUACUAUUGAAGAAAUCGAUCAGGAACUUAAUAAGCUACGUCCAAAAUCACCCUCACCUAAUACAAAACGCAGAAUUAACGAGGAAGAAAAAGAGAAAGAUCGCGAAGUACAAGAACACAAAAAACACGAAACAACUCCAGCUGUCACAGAAAUUCAGAAGAGUGAGACUAAAGAUGUAAGCCAUCGUGGUGACAAUGAACUAAUACCUAAUCAACCCGAUCCUACAAUCAAUGAUGAUGUUAAAAUACCGGUUUUGAACGAACGUGGUGAUGUCGAACUUAAACCACAGCAGGGCAGUGCAUUGAAUAAACAUGAGAACCCUACUGCACCACCAUCGAAUAAUACACAAUCUUCUACCGAUAAUAAAGAACCAAAACAAUAA
This is a messenger RNA of Adineta ricciae, 519 nucleotides long. NCBI's taxonomy places the organism in Eukaryota, Metazoa, Rotifera, Eurotatoria, Adinetida, Adinetidae. The record is from the annotation of a GenBank genome assembly.